CCACAGCCAGGGCCACAUCCCACUGCCUGCCCAGCGUCCAUCCAUGGAGGGGAGCACCGUGUCCCCAUCUCCUGCCUCCCCCACUGAAGGAGACGAUCUGUGUGAGACAGAUGUCACCACCGUGGCCAUCCACAGUGUGACACUGCUCAUCUGCCUCUGUGGGCUGGCUGGGAACGGGGCUGUCAUCAGCCUCCUCAGGCUGAAAUGCUGUAACUCUGCAAUAUUUGACUUGGCUGUCACCGACUUCCUCUUCCUUCUCUUCACAGUCCUCUCUGCCCUCCUCUUCCUGGUGGAGGAUGUGUCCUGCUCUCCUAUCAUGCCCCUGCUGUACUUGAGUUUCCUUUUUCGGAUGUCAGUGGUCUCCUACUACUGGGGGCUAUUCCGGCUCAUACGCGGUAUCACUGUGCUUUAUGUGCGCAACCUCUUCCAGCGCUGCUGCCCCUAUGACCUUCCCGACCGCCUGUGGUUGGUGGUAGGAAGUGUCCAAUCUUGUGCUUUCUUUGCUCUGUUUGCUGUCAUUCCUGCAGUGACAUUCCUGUGCCCAUCACAUGAGCAGAAGCACUGCCGUGCGCCUCUCAUCUCCAUGUACACCCUCAUCCUGCUCUUCUUUGUUGCACCCGUGGUCAUUUCCAACACAGUCGAUUUCAUUCAGGCCAAGAGGGGCUCCCAGCAGCAGCAGCCCAAGAGGCGUGACAUCGUUAUCGUUCUCACUGUACUCUUCACUCUCCUUCUCAGCCUCUGCCAUUUCCUGCAGCAGCUCGGUUACAUCAAUGCAUCCUCCCACGUUGUUUUCCUGCUCACCUGCAUCAACAGCAGCAUCAAACCCUUCAUCUACUUCUUGGCAGGGAGAUGCACAAAAACCUGCUCCAUGACGAGAUGCUGGAGGUUCUGUACAGUGGGGUCCCUCAGGGAUUCCCUCCAGAGGGUCUUUGAGGAGCAGAAAGAAAAAACUGACUACAGCAAUGAUGACCCCAGGGACACAGGGGUCUGAGCCGGCUCAUACCUUCCACUGCUCUGCUGAAGGACCUCCACACAGAGGCUGAGGGUUUCCUUGAGUCACCUGAUUAAUCAAUACCCACAGGAUCACCCUCCCUGUGGUGCUGUAUUCCUGCAGGACAAGGGAGCAGGAGCAUUGCCUUGGGUGAUCUUUGUGGGAUGCUCUGCAGGGAGCACAUUGGAGCAUGGCUUUCCUCCUCCCUCCUGGAUCCACGUGGCUCCAAGCAGUGCAGCUGGGCUCUGUGCUGUUCCCAGCUCUCUUCCCCAUGGAAUGACCCUCAUGGCCUCAGCCCCAGGGAAUGAACUCCAUCUCCUUUGGCUCAGCUGAUGAGUUUCAUGGUGUUUGCAGGGAGCUCCUGCCUGCAAAGUAUGGGACACCUUAAUCCCUGGGGACACUCCCAGUACAGGGUGGUGAUGAUGAGUUCCCAAAUCCCUGCAGGGCUGGUGCCUCUCGAUGGCAGGAGAGGGGCUGGGAUCACAUGGAGCAUCCUUCCCCUUAUGUCCAGCAGAGCCAGCCCUGCAUUCCCAGCUGAUGGGAAGGGACACCAGGUAGGGCUGCAGAGCUGGGGAGGGACAGCAACAUUCCUUUAUCCUUUCAGUGGGAAUUUCUCACAUUCUUCAAUUCCAGAAUUAAAUCCUUCUGAAUGAAGUGUUUGUCAAUAGUGAACUCUACUGAACUCCUGUGCCUGUAUCCAGAAAGGACAUGGAAUAUGGAAUGUCACAUCACCAGAUGCUUGGACCAUUUAAUGGCAUAGAGAUUAGGGGCUAUGCUGCUCUUCUGCAGAAUGGGGCCAUCCAUCCUCUGGUUCCCCAGCAUCAGUGUCCAAGGAAACCUUGACCACCUCCCUCCUGAACCUGGCCCCCCUCAGGAGGAGCUGAACAGCGACUCUGCACAGCAGCUUCAGCCACAGUCCAGGCUGUAGGGAUCUUUGUCAUUCUGUAACUGCCCCUCAAUCUGAUUUGGAUUUAUGAUUUUUGUUUGCCUCCACUGCGGAAAUUCUGGCCCCAGAUUUUGUUGAAUAAACAACAUCGAGGCUUCAGUGCAGAGCCUGUGCCUGUUAAACAGUAUCCAGAAUGGCUCAUUUCCUUCUUUUAUCCCAUUCUAAAGCCUCUGGCUUGUCUGUGAGCAGGGCAGGUACCUGUCUCAUACCAGAGCCCUUCCUAAGGCACGUGCCUGCAAUGGUUGGGAUGAUGUUGGCAGUGCCAAGAGCUCCUCAUUCCUCCUGGGAGAGUCCUGGGCAGCAGCCACAUCUCUUAUUCAGGGGAAAGUUGUCCCUCCUUUUCCCACUGCCUUAAAUCCAGAGGAAAGCAAAGUGCCACUGCUUCUGGAAAGGGAAGUGAGAGGGAAAGCCAUGGGUGGAGUCAGGCUU
Molecule: messenger RNA, 2366 nt
Organism: Motacilla alba alba
Lineage: Eukaryota; Metazoa; Chordata; Aves; Passeriformes; Motacillidae
Product: mas-related G-protein coupled receptor member H-like
Exons: 1
Coding region: 44-991 (315 amino acids)
Biological process (GO): G protein-coupled receptor signaling pathway
Cellular component (GO): membrane
Molecular function (GO): G protein-coupled receptor activity
Source: RefSeq, a predicted model, not a curated record